AAUCGGUUGAAGGGCGAGGACGGUGCGACGAGCAAGUGGGAGCAGCUCAACUGUGUCGAACAUAGGUCGGCUUUCAUUUCAUCGACGGUCCUGUAUCUGAUUUUUCAUUUGCUUUCAAAGAUGGUCCGACCACAUUUUGGACCACCACGUCUGAAGCCCAGACCUUAUGGAGAUGGUCAUGGCAAUGGUCCGAACGAAGGGAGCUACAACCCCAACUCCAAAAGUCGAAGAGAUGCCCAGGGCUACCCAGGAAAAGCGCCUUUUAACCCGAGAGACUCCAGAGGUAGAGGACGCCCCCCAAUUGUCAGAAGAGCCCCCCUGAUGGGAGAGCAAAGGGAGCCACGUUUCAAUAACUGGAGGUCCCCACAUCAGGAUUCGUUUCAAUCGUACCCCCCCAAAAUGGAACCACACCAUAGCCAGAGGAGGCCCUCUCCCUCGAGGCCAAACAGGUCCCCCCAUGUCCAGCAUCAGUCAUCCUCUCGCAGUCCUGCACAAGGAUCCCCUGGUCAAAGGGGUCCACCUUUCCACGGCCACCCCUCAGGUCACAGGUCACCCUCCCCAAGACAUUUUCGCAACCACCCAACUGAUAGGAGGCCUGGCUCUACACCGGCCUCCCGGGGCUCCUUUAGGGGUCAUAAAAGGCAGCCAGGUUUUCUGCAUCAGGAGCAGCGGAAUCGAGACCCACGUGGGAAUUACAGUCCCAGAGAAAGGCCCCAUGAGCACUCUGGUCAUGGCAUGAAGCGUUGGAACGAGGGUGGAGCGUUCUCUCAUCCGCACAAUGGAGAACAUGGGCCCUCACAGAGGAGCCCAAGAGAGAUGCAUGGGAGAGGCUCAAUGCCAGAGAGGUGGUCAUCUGAGCAAGACUCCAGGCGGCAGCGAGGCCCUAUGGAGAGGCAGGGCAGCAGAUCCCACAGUAGAGAGAGGGCACAGGAUGUCCCUCACCUGCCCCCUUUCAGAUCCCCCUCAUGGAAAGGAGGACCAUCACCGUCAUCCUCCUACCACAGGAGCCCUCAGGAGAGGCAAGUGGCAGGACCCCGCAAGAGGAGGAUCUCAGACAUCAGCAUGCCCUCUUCAGACCCUGCACUGCAGCAUGGCAAUCCUAAAUACCCCAGGAGAGAGAGACCCCAGUUGCUCAAUAUUCCCAGACCUUUUGGUGGUAGGCCAUUUGGUGGUAGGCCAUUUGGUGGUAAACCUAUGUCUCUAAGAGAUAAAAGCUUCAUGUUUAAGGGCAGACAAGUCCAAGCAGAGUCUCUCAUGAGACUCAGAAUACCUCCAUCUGUAAAACCCAGGCCUCGCCUGGGCGACCCUGCCCCGCAGGGAAAUGUCAGCUCUGUUCUUGCUAUCAGGAAGAAACGUUUCCAGUCAAAUGCAGCUCCCCUGAGAAACCUGGAACCAAGGAGGCCAAAACCACAACACUCGCCUUCAAAAGAAGAAAGCAGUACCAGCAAGUCUUCAAGAGACUCUGACACAGAACAGGUGGAGUCUCGCCGGUCCCUGAGCACACACAGAUCAUCUCCCAUAGAGAAACGUGACCUUGUUGUUUUGUCCCACUGGGACUCCUCCUCGAAGGACGGCUCACCUCGGAAAUCUCGCAGCCCAAAACCAAAAAAUGAUCACUCUUCAGAUUCAGAUAGCUCACCAAACAGACUCUCAAAGACGAAUGACUUCAGGUCAUCGCCUGACGAGCGAAGACGCAACUAUUUGGAUAAAAGGAUGUUUAGGCCAUUUAAUAUGAUGCAGGACAACCAGAGACCUGUGAGGCCCUUCAGGAGACCAGGACCACGAACAGGACCUGGACCCGGAAACAUGCAGAGGCCCAAGUUCCCUGGUGGUCCAAGGAAACCAUUCCCUGAUCUGUCUGGAAAUAUCAGAAGACCGCUCAUGGAGAGUUUAGUGCCACGUCCCUUCCCAAACCAGAGGCCAGUGUUCAGAAAAAGUCUAAGUAUCAUGUCUAAAUACCGCAGCAUGAGAGUGAUGCGUCAGCGUCCGCCGUACAACAGAGGGGCCAACCAACAGCGCUGGUGACAACCUCCGGUAGGUUAUCAUGGUGGCGUUGCACUGAGUCAGUCUGUAGACAUGAUACUGGAAACUGGACAAAUCUCAUCAAGAUCUCCUCUGCUGGGUGGACUGCACAACCCCCUCUCUCAUUAAAAUCCCACCCUGCCUGUAUAUUGUGGAAAUGUUUUUGCUUAUGUUUGUUCUCUGAUACAAGUGUUUCAGUUGCAUCUUUGAAGUACUGUAGUACUUUUGUUUUAGAGUCUUUGUAACAUACCAUGACAUUAACCUGUUCUCCUUUUACAUAAUUAUUAGACAUUUGCUGCUUGUGAUCUUGGCGAUCUUCAUUUUACAGAAAAAAGUUUUAGCAUUUUGUUUGUUGACCAGCAGCAUAUCGGUUUUGCUCAGUCCAUGAACUGUAAUCUCACCUUAUUGUUUGUAAAGACUUCUCAAGAGAUUUUGGAUUAGUCAUGGGUAUUUUUGUUUAGGCACUGCUGCUUGUCGAAAGACACUUGGAUACAACUUGUAAAGCUUGUAUAAUCAUAUGUUCAGUUUGUUGUUUGAGACUUGAAAUAAAAUCUGAUUUAACAAGCUCCA
Messenger RNA from Acanthopagrus latus (yellowfin seabream), 2592 nucleotides. RefSeq lists its product as uncharacterized. NCBI's taxonomy places the organism in Eukaryota, Metazoa, Chordata, Actinopteri, Spariformes, Sparidae. The coding region runs from base 121 to 2025 and encodes 634 amino acids. The transcript has 9 exons. The record is from RefSeq and is a predicted model, not a curated record.